UGUUUUAUUCCGUGGCUUUUGAUGCAGCUACAGAGACGCAAGUUGUUCGUGACCCACCUGAGCUUUCUCGCGCAUGCGCUGCAGCGCCCAGCGAGAGCGAGAGAGGCGCGAUGGCCGCAGAAAGUCCUCCGCUGCUGUCUCUGGUGGAGGAAUUUGUCUCCGGACUACAGGACAGCAAGGCAAAGGAUGCUGCCACAGGUGUGAGAGAUGGACGGUUCACGGUCCUGCAGCUGGUGGAGGCGCUGGGGCAGAGCCUGACUAGUUCUCAACCUCACACUCGGGCCCGGGGGGUGCAGCUGCUCUCUGACGUUUUACAGGAGAAUCACACGGCGCUAACAGAGAGAGAAGUCGAACUGCUCCUCGCCUUCUACGAAAACCGCCUGAAGGACCAUUACGUCAUCACGCCGCCUGUUUUACGAGGCCUCCAAGCGCUGACAAAAUCCAGACUGCUGCCUCCUGGUUCAGCCGUGUCGAUGCUGCGGUCCUUGUUUCAGGACGUCCAUGUUCAGUCACUGAUGCUGGCAGAGCGAGCGUGCGUCUACAACAUGCUCAUCAACCUGAUGGACAGCAGGGAGGACGAACUGAAGGGUUUGGGCGCCGAUUUUGUUUUCGGCUUCGUCCAGUCGAUGGACGGGGAGAGGGAUCCCCGCAACCUCCUGUUAGCUUUCCAGAUUGCCAAAAACAUCGUAGUCCGAGGAUACAACAUGGGCAAAUUCACGGAGGAGCUGUUCGAAGUGACGUCCUGCUACUUCCCCAUUGACUUCUCCCCACCACCCAACGACCCCCACGGCAUCACCAAAGAGGAACUCAUACAGGCCCUGAGGGCCGUCCUCACUGGAAGCCCUACAUUUGCAGAGUUCCUGUUGCCCCUCAUCAUCGAGAAGCUGGACUCAGACGUUCAGAGCGCCAAGCUGGACUCGCUGCAGACUCUGGCCGCCUGUGUGGGACAGUAUGAACACAAGGAUCUGGCUGAAUUCCUGGAAGGACUGUGGACCUCUCUGCGCAGAGAGGUGUUCCAGACAUCCAGUGAGAAGAUCGAGUCGGCAGCCCUCGCUGCUCUCACCGCGCUCACUUCCUGUCUGUCUCGCUCUAUUCUCAACUCCGACUCUGAGGACUCCCUCAGCACCUUCCUGGACCUGCUGCUCAGAGACUGCAAGCACCACCUGUUUGAGCCUGACUUGAAGCUGGUGUGGCCCAGCGCUAAGCUGCUCCAGGCCGCCUGCAGCGCCUCCUACAGGGCCAGCCACAUUAUAACAGCCGCUGUCAUGCCCCCUCUGGUGGAGCAGUACAACAGCAAGACGCAGUGUUCCCACAGACGGACGUUGUUGGAAGUGGUGCAGCGAUUCAUUCAGUCAACAGCUGGCUGUCAGUCUUCAGACCACGACGAGAACCUGUUCUCAGCGCACAAAGACUCUCUGUGCAGCGUGGUGUUUUCAGCUCUGUCUGAAAGUAACUCCAGCCUCCAGAUCACCGCUACCUCCGUGCUCACCUCCCUGGCCCAGCAAGCAGGUGUGCUGUCAGACGCCGACAUCGAGCUGGCUGUGGAUCACCUGACCAGGCUGCUGCUGACAGACGAGGACGAGAGAGUCAGCCUGGCCGUGGUGGAGUGUGCCGGAGCCUUGGCCGAGCAGCACCCCGCCGCCUUCAUCGCCAAACUCAUCCCAACGUUAAAGGAGGAGAUGUUUUCUGACCAAAGAGAGGCGUCUGAGCUGCAUUCCCAUCAUGCAGUGCGUCAGCGCUGUCUGGCCGCUCUGGCCGCAGUGUCCGUCCGAGCCGGUGUUGUCCGGGAGAGCACGCCGGUCCUCCUGGACGUCCUCAGCUCAGCACACGCCGAUCCCAGCCGUUUCUCGGCGGACGAGGCGGCGCACGCGUGCCUGAGCCUUCAGAGGAUAGCGGAGCGGGCGCAGGACGACGAGGAGACGGGCCGAUGCUUUCACGACGUCGUCAUCCCGCGCCUGCUGUCCCUGGCGCUCCAAGCCGCCCUGCAGAAGACGUCACCAGGCAGCGGUAGUCCUCUGGUGGAGGAGGCGGUCCUGUCUGCUAUGGUUCCUGUAAUCAGUACCGCCUGCUCCCGGCUGCACGCCACGUUCGCAGAGCAGACGGCUUCGAGGGCCGUGUCUCUCUUCCUGGACGGCGACGUCUCGUUUUUACCCGACAACUCCUUCCCCUCGCACAUUCGGCCGCUCCAGAAGCAGAAGCAGCAGGAGGAGGAGGAGGAGGAUUGGUGGCGUCAGUCCCAGCUGGUGUGUCUCCUCAUGGCCUGUGUGUGUUCGUUACCCCGCAGUGUGGAGGUGCCCCAGGAGGAGCGCUUGCUGUCUGAGCUGGAGGAGCUGAGCUGCAGCUGCAGCCACCCGCUCUCCUACACGUCCGCUGCCAAGUGCUUCGCCGGCCUGCUCAACAAGAAGCCUCAGGGUGUUUCUCUGGACAGCUUGAUUCAGAGAACGGUGAAGAGGCUGGGCAGCGAGCUGGACCGUCCCUCCUCGCCGAUGCGCACCCAGGCCUUCACGCUUCUGAUCUGGGUCGCCAAGGCUCUGCUGCUGCGCUACCACCCUCUGUUCUCGACGCUGACCGACAAGCUCUUCUCCCUGCUCGACGACGCCGACCUCGGCCCGGCGGCCGCCGACGGCUUCUCGCUGCUGAUGAGCGACUCGGCCGACGUCCUGAACCGCGGCUGCCACGCCGACGUGCGCAUCAUGUACCGCCAGCGCUUCUUCAGCGAGAAUUCAGCCAAGCUGGUGCAGGGCUUCAACGCCGCGCCGCAAGAGAAGAAACCCAACUACUUGAAGGCUCUGUCUAACAUAGUCAAUAAGCUCCCGAAGCAGGUCCAGGUCUCUGAGCUGCCAGCACUCCUGUCCCUGCUGCUAGAGGCCUUAACAUGUCCUGACGAGGGCGUCCAGCUGUCCACCCUGUCCUGCCUGGAGCCCGUCCUCAUCAACCCCCCGCAGGUCCUGAUACAGCAGCUGGAGGCCUUGGUCACCAGGCUGCUGGCCCUCAUCUGUAGCCCAGCCAUGAAAAUUCGCAUUGCUUCAAUACGAUGCAUUCUCGCUGUCUCCCAUUUCCCUGCACACGAGGUGUUGCCGUUUCGAGCGCGCGUGCUGCGAGCGCUAGCCCCGCCUCUGGAUGACAGGAAGAGGCUGGUGAGGAGAGAGGCGGUCCAGGCCAGAGGAGAGUGGUUCCUGUUAGGAAGCCCUGGUGGAAGGUGAUGCUGCCCCUGAUCUGUGACCGUAUUCACUGGAAAUAAGGAACUCCAGAACCAAGUAUUAGAGCAGUUUCUGCUCUGCAGCUGCGUCUCGCUCCCACCUCCUGCCCCUCCAUCUCCUUUACUCAGAUACGUGUCCGUUUCAGCCGCCUGACUUCACCAACAGAGCCUAUUGGACUGUUUUCUAGAUCCAUGAAUAGAAUAAUGAAGUGUCUGGUCCUUGGUUAUUAUAAAUUUAGCAACUUAUCUGAAUAGCUGAGCUCCCACGGGACGCCUCAGAAACCAUGCGAUGUGUCACAAAUGCUGGGACUGAAUGAUAAAUCCUUCCUCAUGCACAGAACCAGACCAUCAGCUGAUUGUUCAUUUACGAGCUCAAAGUGUUUUUCCGCUCCAGACUGUAACUAUCAGUCGUCUAGACUGAGCACCACGUUAACCUUUGAUUAAUCCAUUUAACAUUGUCCAUUGUUUAUUUUGUUUUUGUUAAGAUAUUGGACGCAGUGUCACGAAACUGAAGACAUUGAGUGCAGUGGCUGACUGUGGAACAUGGCUGGUUGUGAUAUAAGUUCAUUUUUUUUAUUAAGCUUUUUUUUUUAAUGAUCUAAAAGGCAAUAAAAUAAUUUAAAUUUUGA
Messenger RNA from Fundulus heteroclitus (mummichog), 3828 nucleotides. RefSeq names its product MMS19 homolog, cytosolic iron-sulfur assembly component (gene mms19). The record is from RefSeq and is a predicted model, not a curated record. Gene Ontology annotation, biological process: iron-sulfur cluster assembly. Gene Ontology annotation, cellular component: MMXD complex; cytosolic [4Fe-4S] assembly targeting complex. The transcript is spliced from 31 exons. Lineage: Eukaryota; Metazoa; Chordata; Actinopteri; Cyprinodontiformes; Fundulidae. The coding region runs from base 111 to 3203 and encodes 1030 amino acids.